Molecule: messenger RNA, 3354 nt
Organism: Drosophila bipectinata
Lineage: Eukaryota; Metazoa; Arthropoda; Insecta; Diptera; Drosophilidae
Gene: Men-b
Product: Malic enzyme b
Biological process (GO): pyruvate metabolic process; malate metabolic process
Cellular component (GO): mitochondrion
Molecular function (GO): NAD binding; malate dehydrogenase (decarboxylating) (NADP+) activity
Source: RefSeq, a predicted model, not a curated record
GUAAGACCGUACUGCUCACUUGUCAAAGUUGGGGUGGUUGGACCCGCGCAAUCCACAUUUAUAUCCACAUUCACUCUUGUUCCUGGAAAAGUCGUAUAACGUUAGCACCCGCGGACCGACUAAAAGUAUUAAAUAGUGUAUAGUGUAUCGCGACGAGAGUCUGAAUAGCAAUCAAGCAACACACGGAAAGCAAUUCUAGGAAAUAAAAAUGUUCUCACGACCCAGCUUAUGUGGAACUGUGGGCAAAUUGUGCCGGUGCGGUACUUCAGCGACGGCAACUGCAGCCGGAGCGCCCUCGACAGCAGCAGCUACGGUGAUACCUGCCACAGCGCCGGUCGUUCGUAGGUACCAGGAGGUGUCGGGCGACAUCAUAACCCCUGGCCAAGUGCGGGGUAUCGAUCACAUUCGUGAUCCGCGGCUCAACAAGGGUUUGGCUUUCACCCUCGAAGAGCGUCAGACACUGGGCAUCCACGGCCUGCAGCCGGCUCGGUUCAAGACCCAGGAAGAACAGCUGCAGCUGUGCAAAAUCGCCGUAAAUCGUUAUACGGAGCCGCUAAACAAGUACCUGUACCUGAGCGAUCUGUACGAUCGUAACGAGCGUCUGUUCUUCCGCUUCCUGUCGGAGAACAUCGAGGAUCUGAUGCCAAUUGUAUACACUCCCACCGUGGGAUUGGCUUGCCAACGUUUCGGCCUCAUCUACCGUCGUCCGCACGGUCUCUUCGUGACCUUCAACGAUCGGGGCCAUGUCUUCGAUGUGAUGAAGAACUGGCCGGAACCGGAUGUGCGCGCCAUUUGUGUGACGGACGGCGAACGUAUCCUGGGACUGGGCGAUCUGGGUGCCUGCGGCAUGGGCAUUCCAGUGGGCAAGCUGGCCUUGUACACGGCUCUGGCCGGCAUCAAACCGCACCAGUGUCUGCCCAUCGUGGUGGAUGUGGGCACCAACAACAUUGAUCUGCUCGAGGAUCCUCUGUACGUGGGACUGCGCCAGAAGCGAGUUGUUGGUCGGGAGUACGAUGAUUUUAUUGACGAGUUCAUGGAGGCGGUGGUGCGCCGUUAUGGCCAGAACACACUCAUCCAGUUCGAGGACUUUGGCAACCACAAUGCAUUUAGGUUCCUAGACAAGUACCGCAACACAUACUGCACCUUCAACGACGAUAUCCAGGGCACCGCCGCCGUUGCUGUUGCUGGCUUGUACGCGUCCAAGCGCAUCACGGGCAAAUCCUUCAAGGAUUACACUUUCCUCUUUGCUGGCGCGGGAGAGGCGGCCAUUGGAAUUGCUGACCUGACUGUUAAGGCGAUGGUUUCGGAGGGCGUGCCCAUCGAGGAGGCCUACAACAAAAUCUACAUGGUGGACAUUGACGGCUUGUUGACCACGACCCGCAAGGUGGGCAGCCUGGAAGGUCACAAAGUCAACUACGCCAAAAACAUUGAGCCAAUGACAGAUCUCAGCGAGAUCGUCUCCACCAUCAAGCCAAGCGUGCUCAUUGGUGCAUCGGCUGCUGCUGGCAUUUUCACUCCACAAAUCCUGCGCACCAUGGCCGACAACAACGAAAGACCCGUGGUCUUCGCUCUAUCCAAUCCCACUAGCAAGGCCGAGUGCACGGCUGAGGAUGCUUACCAAAAUACGGAUGCUCGUGUUAUCUUCUCGUCGGGCUCUCCAUUCCCACCUGUUAAAAUGGGCGACAAGACCUACUACCCCGGCCAGGGAAACAAUGCUUACAUCUUCCCUGGAGUGGGACUGGGCGUUAUCUGCACUGGAACUCACCAUAUUCCCGAUGAGAUGUUCCUGAUUGCCGCCCAGGAAUUGGCCAACUUUGUUGAGCCCGCCGAUAUCGAGCGUGGAUCUCUGUAUCCCCCGCUGUCCAGCAUCCGAGACGUGUCAAUGAACAUUGCUAUUGGUGUGACCAAGUGCGCCUAUGACAAGGGCUUGGCAUCUACGUACCCGGAGCCACAGGACAAGCGCAAGUGGCUGGAGAACCAGCUGUACAACUUCAACUACGAGAGCUCGAUGCCGGUGACCUGGGCCUGGCCCCGAAUGCCCUACAUUAAGACUCGCGAAGAAAGCCCGCUCAUUGCCGCCAUCAAAUAAAAAGCAUAAAAGCGUUCAAUUUCGGUUGACUGAUUGAUGGCACCACUCUGUUUUGCAUCCUAACCCACUCUACUACUUCCAAGCGUUCACCAUGAGCACCAAGCAACCAACCAACCAAAAAUCGACUACUAACCAAGCCUACUCUAGACUAGAAACUCUAAAUGAGCUCACUUUGUUUAAAUGUUUGUUGAGGAAUCAGUGGACUCCGUUUGUCAAGCUUGAAGGACUAUUAGUUGGUACCAACUAUUGCUUAAUUUUUAAUCAUUUUACUAAUCCGAUCUCCCAUUUAAGGGAGAGUUCAAUGCCUCAAGAUAGGCGACGGAGUCAACUGAUUUUUGCCUAAGUGUAUUUUCAAAAUUGUUCAUAGUAUUAUAUAUGUAUGCCAGUUUUGAUAUUUGUAUAAAUUAUCAUGUUUAUUAAUUUGUGAUACCAAACGACGAUGCUGACGCUGACGAUGACUGUGACGAUGUGACUAGCGUCUGAAAAAGCAAUUACGCAGUAUUCUACCGUUCCCCAUACUACCUACUAUCCUAUCUAAAUUUCUUUGUGCUUUGUUUUUGGUUUGCUGUAUGUAACCACCUUAUUGGCUUUGCAUUUCUCGCGUCUUGCCAUAACCUCUAGCAUUCUGUGCAUCCUAGCUUUUGAUCUGAUCUGCUAAUGUCUACUACUUACUAACUAUGACGGCGGCAUCAAGCGAGCUACAAAUCUAUAAAGAACAUAGAUGAAAUUCACUGCUUAAUUUCACCCACUCCCGAAAUUCGACAAUUGAUUGAUUUAUCUAUUGCUAUGUUUCCCUUUCGUUGCCAUACAGAAAAAGAAGAAAUUAUGUAAAUUAGCCAACCCCCGAACCAACCAACCGACCGCCUAGAAAAAUUGGCUAGACAGCAGAGCUAUUAACUGGUGAGAACAACCCAACCAACCAACCAACCAUGAAAACCAACCGAUUCCACAUGUAAAACAACUAAAUUUGCUGCCGUUAACCACCAACUAUCUAAAUUUUGUACAAUGACGUUUUUUUUAUCGCUUAGUUCCCUUAAAUCCAUAGAUAUAAAUGAGUCACGAUUUUAUUUGUUGUUGAGCCAUGUCUGAUAUUUAUUAACGCAAUUACGCAGCUUUUGCUAUAAUUUAUUGUUACAAAGGUCAACUUAGUUGUAUCAAUAAUUAGAAAUCCCUACCCCAAAACGAUCGAUCGGACCGAUUAAGCCAUUGUACCACUGACUAGAUCUUGAUGUGCGAUAAACAAUAAAAAUGAAACACAAGUUAAA